Messenger RNA from Amblyraja radiata (thorny skate), 1739 nucleotides. RefSeq names its product actin related protein 3B (gene actr3b). The coding region runs from base 149 to 1405 and encodes 418 amino acids. Lineage: Eukaryota; Metazoa; Chordata; Chondrichthyes; Rajiformes; Rajidae. The record is from RefSeq and is a predicted model, not a curated record. The transcript is spliced from 12 exons.
CGGAGACGCGACGCGGCAGUUGGCGGCGGUUGACGGCUGACAGUCGCGUGGUUUAAAGGGCGAGUUCUCCGGCUGACAGUCGCCCCGCGGUAGUUGGACGAAGGGAGAAAAUAAAAAGUUUCUCGCCGAUCUGACGGGCUCGGACAGCAUGGCCGGGUAUUUACCUCCGUGUGUCAUUGACUGCGGGACCGGAUAUACAAAGCUUGGCUAUGCAGGUAACACAGAACCACAGUUCAUCAUUCCUUCUUGCAUAGCUAUCAAAGAAUCAGCCAAGGUAGGUGACUAUGCGCAACGAAGACUGUUGCGGGGAAUGGAAGAUCUAGACUUUUAUAUAGGAGAUGAUGCUGUAGAUAAACCUACGUAUGCCACAAAGUGGCCCAUUCGACAUGGUAUAGUUGAAGAUUGGGAUCUAAUGGAAAGGUUUAUGGAACAUGUGAUAUUCAAAUAUCUGCGGGCAGAACCUGAAGAUCAUCACUUUUUAAUGACAGAACCGCCUCUCAACACACCAGAGAACCGAGAGUACCUCGCUGAAAUUAUGUUUGAAUCCUUUAAUGUCCCAGGACUUUACAUUGCAGUCCAGGCUGUGCUAGCGUUAGCCGCAUCCUGGACCUCAAGGCAGGUGGGAGAACGCACACUAACGGGCAUAGUAAUAGACAGUGGUGAUGGAGUGACUCAUUGUAUUCCAGUGGCUGAAGGUUAUGUCAUUGGAAGUUGUAUUAAACACAUCCCUGUUGCAGGUCGAGAUAUUACCUUCUUCAUUCAACAGCUCUUGAGGGAAAGGGAAAUAGGAAUACCACCUGAACAAUCACUGGAGACUGCCAAGGCCAUCAAGGAGAGAUAUUGUUAUAUCUGCCCAGAUAUAGUGAAGGAAUUUACCAAGUACGAUACAGAUCCUGACAAAUGGAUUAAGCCAUACAGUGGCAUCAACGCUAUUAGCAAGCGCCAGUUUGCUGUGGACGUGGGCUACGAGAGGUUUCUGGGCCCUGAAAUUUUCUUCCAUCCUGAGUUUGCAAAUCCGGAUUUUAUACAACCAAUUUCAGGUGUGGUUGAUGAAGUGAUACAAAAUUGCCCCAUUGAUGUAAGGCGGGCAUUGUAUAAGAAUAUAGUUCUUUCUGGAGGUUCGACAAUGUUUAGGGAUUUUGGACGUCGCCUGCAAAGAGAUCUAAAAAGAGUAGUGGAUGCAAGAUUAAAAAUUAGUGAAGAGCUUAGUGCUGGUCGAAUAAAGCCAAAGCCAAUUGAGGUUCAGGCAAUAACGCAUCAAAUGCAGCGAUAUGCAGUUUGGUUUGGUGGCUCCAUGCUCGCGUCAACGCCUGAGUUUUACCAAGUGUGCCAUACAAAAAAAGAUUACGAAGAAUUUGGUCCUAGUAUCUGUCGGCACAACCCAGUUUUUGGUGUUAUGUCAUAAUAGCACAUGAUUUCCGCAUAGGAAUUAAAGGGCCUGCUACAAAACAGGAUGGGUGUACCAACUGACACAUUUAUACCCUGCUGAAUCGAAAUCUGGACAUUUGUACCUGGAAUGCUUUAUGCUAUAAAUUUUGGGCACUGCCUAGACUCAUUUCCAUUUAGCUCACUGUGCGCCAGCUAUUUAUGUUCUGUUUCCUAUAUUUAAGCUAAAUAGUCAAAGUGUUUUGGAUCCGAGGUUUAGUACAUACAGUGCCCUCCAUAAUGUUUGGGACAAAGACCCAUUAUUUAUUUAUUUGCCUCGGUACUCCACAAUUUGAGAUUUGGAAUAGAAAAAA